This is a messenger RNA of Frankliniella occidentalis (western flower thrips), 1555 nucleotides long. RefSeq lists its product as uncharacterized. The record is from RefSeq and is a predicted model, not a curated record. Bases 286 to 1398 code for a protein of 370 amino acids. NCBI's taxonomy places the organism in Eukaryota, Metazoa, Arthropoda, Insecta, Thysanoptera, Thripidae. The transcript is spliced from 2 exons.
UAUGAUAUGCUUUAAUAUGCCUUGCAAAACAGUUUAUAUUUGUUUUCAUUGUGCAUAAACCACUAUAUUGUCACUGACUAGAACAUCUUUGUUUCCUUACAGGACCUGCCCGGUGACCUUGAUGACCUUCCGGACACCAUCCUAGCGAUUCGACUGAUUGAGAACGACGGAGCCCCACCCCGCAAGAAGCCUAGAAGAGAGGACAGCGACCAGCAGCGGCUGCAGCGGGGCGUGGACGCGGGCAGGAAGGUGGUGGAGGCGCUGCUGCUGGCGGUCCCCAAGGCCAUGGAGGCACUCAACCGCCAGCUGGACGCGUCCGUCGCCCAGCUCCGGCAGCUGGAGGAGGCCCUGGAGCAGGUGCAGCGGGGUGCGGCAGACGAUGAGGGCACCUCACAGGAGCAGCUGCAGCUGGCCGUGCAGCUGGAAGAGAGCCACCGACUGCUCAACAACAAGUGGAGCGUCGUCUCGGAGGAGCAGGAUGGAUCUACCUGGAAGGCUGAUGUGCAGCUGGGCGGAUUUGGAGACACCUUGCGCCCCCUGCUGUUACAGCUGCGAGAGGACGGCCUACUAGUGCAGGUUGACGACGUCGCUGUUUCCUCUUCACCAGACACAUACGUGGGGCCUCCAACGCUAGCCGCUCUUUCCAUAAAACGCAAUGAUCUCUCCGAAGGCGAUUUGAAAGUGAACGAAAUACUGCGAAACAAACGGCGCUUGGAAUACAUACGCGUCAUAGACGGCUUAAGGGGCGAGGGGUCGGACAGGCUGCUGCGUAUUAUAGCGUCGCACCCGUUGCACAUCCAGGAGCUCAAGUUCUCGGACAAGGUUGAGCCGAAGGUCUUGGAGGAGGUGCAGAAAAUGUCUUCGCUCAAAAGACUGAACAUCGAUUGCGUGAGGGACCGAGACGACUACCCAGACCUGCCGUUGCAGCUGGAAGAGCUCAUGAUAAAUCGACCGAGCGCGCAACAGCUGUACUGUAUGAUGCGCAUGCCCGCUCUGCAGAGUCUCACAGUUAAUAAUUACUCAGGUCCCAAUAUCACGUUCACCCCUUCACAGUACAGAAAACUUCGUUGGCUCGGCGUCAUCUCCGACAUCGACCACAAGCCCACCAUGCUCUCUCUGAUUCGCGCGCAUGCCUCUUCACUGCUGGAGCUGCGCUUGUUCUGCACCGUCAAUCGCGACGACGGCGGUUAUCAAGCUAGGUACUACUUCCCCGACCUUGGUCGGAACCUGGCUGCCUGCGACCUGCUCCACCUCCGGCGGCUCGUCCUACGACGUCCCCAUAAUAUCCCUUGCACGGACGUCGCUGGCUGCCUGAUGCAGCUGCAGGACCUCCGCGGCCUCCUGCCUCGGUCCGUCGAGGUGGUUUGCGACGCGUGCCGACCCUCCGUCCUCGAGUAAAGUGCUCCAAUACGCCCGCACCACGGGCAGGCUUGCAUGUCCUGUGCCGCCGUUCAAGACGUUGCCUUAAUUUCGAACGUCGUCACAGUUUGUUUUAAAAUGUUAUUCCUAAAGUUUGGAAACUGGAAUCUGGAAAAUAAAUCUUACCUGCAUCUUA